ACGAGGAUUUUCAUUGGGUUAAAAGGAACAACUGGUUCCCGCUCGACCAAUAGAGAUGCGCUUUACGUCGCCGUCACUUGGUUGGCAGGUGUAAACAACAUGGCGGGUGCGAGAUCGGCCCAUCCUCGCUGGUUGCUGGAUUGUAAAGGUGAAAUUGUACAGACAGAUGAGUGGAAGAUCUUGACCCAGGAGCUCAACCAGGCUGUCCAGCAGCAACUAAAUGAAAGCCAUGUGUCAAAGUUCACGGACCUGUCCGAUCCAGAGAAGCAACUGUUUCUAGAGAGGGCUGCCAAGGCCAUACAAGAAGGUGAUGCCUUUCAGAGCUUUAACCAGGCAGCAUCCAAGACACUUGACAAGCAUCUCAGUAACCAUGCCAACCAGCAGCUGCUCAACUCAUCGCCCUUGGAGAGCAAGUCGGAGCUAGUCCUGGAGCAGGCUCGUGAGGGUGCCCUGGGGCUGCUCAAGAGCUGGCCAGGGAACAAGGCCAAGUUUCGACGGUUCUUCAACCAGGCAUUGCCGGACCGCCUCCGGCAGAUCGCUUGGCGGCUCUACCUCAGAAGUCCAAAGGUGAGAUCGUUGUAUUUGGAGCAACUCAAGGCUGACCCCAGCAGCGUGAUGUCCAUUCUUGACCUGGAGGUCGUCCAGACCUGCGAAGCUCUCCUUACGCGGGAACCAACUUUCCAGGAUCUCUCAAAUAACACAGAUAUACUCCAUGCAAUGAAGGCCAUCUUGUCCUACCACCACGUCUGCAAGAAGACGAAGACUAGCCUGAUUGACACGGACUACAUGCUGGUAAUUCCGUUCCUCCUCAAUGUGUUAUCAACUACGCGGCCUGAGCAGCUCGUGCUGGAGAGCACCUUGGCCCUACUGAUAGAGGAGUAUGCUACAUUUAUGUCCAGCCGGCCAAUUUUUAUGCGGGAAUCCUACGUCAAAGAUUUUCAGGGGAGCAUGGAGGCAUUUGCAAAGCAGAUCGCUGGGAUGCUGCAAGAAAAAGACGAGGCGUUGGCAGAGCACUUUCACCAAGUGUUCAGUGGUCACUUUGCAGGGCCGUCUGCACUCACACAAGGCAUCAAGACUUUGGUCAGGCCAAUGGUCAGGUGUCUCUUUGUGGGUUACUUAAGUCUGGAUGCCGUCAUGUAUGUAUGGGACCAGUACAUUAUCGGCUUGGAUGUACCAGACUAUGACAUCGUUCCUUGCAUGACAGUCAGUGUCUUAAUGUUGCAAAGGAAAUACUUGCUGCAGUGCGAGAGUUUGCCCGAGAUGGAGUUCAUACUUAAGAGGAAUGCCGUCAAACUGACUAAAGAUGAACUUAUGUAUGAGAUUGGCCAUCAUUUCUACCAGGUUCUACAUCAUCAGCUGAACAGUGGGCAAGACGGCACACCAGUACUGGACCCAACACAAGUGGCUAUGCCUUGGGAGUAUUGGUACUACGAGAUGCUGCCACAGCGAACCAAAGCGGAAGACAGAAGACGAGAGAGGAAUAUCAGGAAAGACCAGAGACAGAGAGAGAAGGAUGCAGCAAGAGAUGAGGAGAUGAGGGAGAAGUUGCGGAAGGAGGAAGAAGAGAUGGAAGAGAUCCAAAAUUCAGAGAGGAUGGCCAGAUUUGACCAGCAGAGGCUGCGAGAUCUCCUUGAGCAGGAAAAACGAAAAAGAGCAAAGGCUGAGAGGGAAGCUCAGGCAGAAAUCUCUCAGCUGAAACUAGAAAUUGCUAGACUGAAGCAAGUCAAGCCAGCACUGUUGAUGCCCACACUGACCCCCCAGGAAUGUGCCAGACCCCCAGAAAUGCCUGCUUCAGGGCCAGAAAGUAAAAUUCUGCCUACGCGACAGUUGGAAGAUCCCCAUGCAGCCAGUUCCAUCAUGGCUGACAUACUGAAGGACUUUGUGGACGGUGCAAGGAGACUGCAAGGCCAUGGUUCGGCAGCAAAGGCAACUGCGCCGGGUACCAGUUCACAGUAGACCGCAAGCUUACUAUGGCAGCCCCUAACGACAUGUGCCAGGUAAUUGUAAACUCCUAGUGACCAUCAUUCACAACGGGCAAGUUGGGGUGGGACCUAUUGUACAACCAUUUGUCAAGUGCUUCUGACAAAGUUUAAUGUGGAUACAAAAUGCAGUCCCGCAUGUUCUUCUGUUGGCUGCAUUCGGUGCCAUCUUGUGUUAUGGUUUUGGGGCCCAAAGCUUCGUCAAUACUCCAUCACAUAAAAUGAAAACUGACAGCCAGUAAUGAGACAGUGGUGUCCCAGGGACUAAACCCCGGUGGUUGACUAGAUGGUCUAUUAAGCAUCCAUUGUUUGGGCAACGUGGAACUGAAGUGCCCAAUUCCUUCGGCAAACAUGUUACACAAGCAGACGGACAACAAGGGCUCUGGUUCAAGGAGACCCUUAUUUGGUCAGUUUAUUAUUUAUGUCAAAAUAUAAAUCAUAGCAAGUUUCACUUUGAAAUAUACGUGUCUGUACUAUUGUAAAAUAUUCCUGACAAAUCAAAGUGUUGUACAUUCAUGAGACUAUACAUAAUCUGUAUUUUCACAUUAUAAAACAUAUAUGUUUUUAAUUUUACCCGGUCAAAAUUGUAAUGUGAUGUUAAAAUAUUUUGGGUGGAAAUAUUUACAGUGUAAAUGAAAAAUGUUCCAACAGAAAACAUAAACAAUGCUUAGCUUACCAAUGCCUAAAAAAAAUUUCCCUCCACCUCCGACAAUUUUUGUCGGCUGAUUAGUCUGAUUUCUAAAAGGUACCCGUAUCAUUGCGAGGUAACACGUGACCUAAAUCGAGUUAACAUGAAGCAGGCUACUCUUCACUUUAUUCAGUGCAAAUGAUUUACAGUGUGCCAUGAAUCGGUUGCCAAUGGAAGGCCAUUUCACACAGGGCAUUAUGGGAAAUGGUCCACAGGAACUUGAAUUGUUCCUAGUGUUCAUUUGUCAGAGGAGAGUGUAUUUUGGUAACAGUUUUAAGUAAUCCUUUUUUCUUUCUGUUGCACAGUAUGUCCAAAUCCAUCAGAAAUUUCUCGAAGUAGUAAAGAGACGCAAAUCGCGGCAAGGGGGCCAUGAUUUCAUUGACCAUAAACGUGGAAAAUGGCCUCUCUGUGGCAAACUCUUGGACGUGAACCGUACUGUGAAUCACCCGUAUUAUUAUAUUUAGUUCUGAAAAAUUUUCGUCCAUGGCAUGUCGUCCAGCAACUGACCUGUGAUGGCAUUGCCAUUAUCACAAUGCUUACCGUCACUGGUAGGGGUCACAGCAACUGACCAGUGAUGGCAUUGCCAUGGCCUCUCUGUGGCAAACUCUUGGACGUGAACCGUACUGUGAAUCACCCGUAUUAUUAUAUUUAGUUCUGAAAAAUUUUCGUCCAUGGCAUGUCGUCCAGCAACUGACCUGUGAUGGCAUUGCCAUUAUCACAAUGCUUACCGUCAAUGGUAGGGGUCACAGCAACUGACCAGUGAUGGCAUUGCCAUGGUCACCAGAAUCGCCUACAUUUGGCUUCAUUCGAUCUCCGUCCCAUGUUUUACCUGGACUCUGAAGCUGUAAGAUCAUUAAUGUGCACUGUACGUAAGUACACCCUUUUCCACACUUUACUCAAAAUUAAUAUUCGGCAAAUCCUGUUGUCACACUUAUGUAUUAUAUACAGUUCUACAUCAGGAUAAAAAUAUUAAUUAACUUUUUGUAAGAUCUCUUAAAAGUAAAUUUGGAAAGGAAUUUUUUCUGGCACUGGUAGUCAUGUUAGCUCUUUUGUAACAAUUUAUCAAUCAAGUGCAAUCAUUUUGUAACUUGGCGUCUUUUUGUAACUCGGCGUCUUUAAGUACCUGAACUUUUAGAGUCCUGCAGAUCUGGUGGUUGAGAUUAAAAACUUAUUUCUUAAGCAUCAC
This is a messenger RNA of Acanthaster planci (crown-of-thorns starfish), 3853 nucleotides long. RefSeq lists its product as uncharacterized. Lineage: Eukaryota; Metazoa; Echinodermata; Asteroidea; Valvatida; Acanthasteridae. The record is from RefSeq and is a predicted model, not a curated record.